AUGGCCGCCUUCCGCGUACUCGGGCUGGCGCCCUGGUUGGCGGCCCAGGCGGAGCAGCUGGGCCUGGCGAGGCCUACUCUGGUGCAAGAAGCCUGCAUCCCCCCCACUCUCCAAGGUCGUGACUGCAUGGGAUGCGCCAAGACGGGGAGUGGGAAGACUGCCGCCUUUGUGCUGCCAAUCUUGCAAAAACUGUCGGAAGAUCCCUACGGUAUUUUUUGCUUGGUCCUGACGCCAACUAGAGAACUGGCUUACCAGAUAGCCGAACAGUUCCGAGUUCUCGGGAAGCCGUUGGGCUUAAAGGAUUGCAUUGUCGUUGGUGGAAUGGACAUGGUGGGUCAGGCCCUGGAGCUUUCUCGGAAGCCUCACGUGGUCAUCGCCACCCCUGGCCGGCUGGCCGAUCACCUCCGGAGCUCCAGCACCUUCAGCCUUCAAAAGAUCAAGUUCUUGGUCCUGGACGAAGCCGACCGUCUGCUGGAGCAAGGCUGCACCGACUUCACCCACGACCUGGAAGUGAUUCUGGGGGCCGUGCCAGCCGCCAGGCAGACCCUCCUAUUCAGCGCCACGCUGACCGACACGUUGACUGAGCUCAAGCAGGUCGCCAUGAACAAGCCCUUCUUCUGGGAGUCUCCGUCGGAAGUGCGGACAGUAGAAGAGCUCGACCAGCGCUACCUGCUGGUGCCGGAGAAGGUCAAGGACGCCUACCUCGUCCACCUGGUCCAGACAUUCCAGGAUGAGCAUGAAGACUGGUCCAUCAUCAUCUUCACCAACACCUGCAAGAAUUGCCAGGUUCUGAACAUGAUGCUGAGGAAAUUCAACUUCCCCUCGGUGGCUCUGCAUUCAAUGAUGAAGCAGAAGCAACGCUUCGCUGCUCUGGCCAAGUUCAAAUCCAGCGUCUACAAGAUCCUCAUAGCCACUGACGUCGCUGCCAGAGGACUCGACAUCCCGACAGUCCAGGUGGUCAUCAACCACAACACCCCCGGGCUCCCCAAAAUCUACAUCCACCGAGUAGGCCGGACUGCCCGUGCAGGUAGGCACGGGAUCGCCAUCACGCUGGUGACCCAGUACGACAUUCAUCUGGUCCACGCGAUCGAGGAACAGAUCAAAAUGAAGCUCGAGGAGUUCUCCGUAGAGGAACGGUCCGUGCUGAACAUCCUCACCCAAGUGAACGUGGUGCGGCGCGAGUGUGAGAUUAGAUUAGAAGCAACAGAUUUCGAUGAGAAGAAGGAAAUCAACAAGCGGAAGCAGAUGAUCCUUGAAGGAAAGGACCCGGACUUGGAAGGGCAGCGGAAGGCCGAACUGGCCAAGAUCAGGAAAAAGAACAUCGAGUUCCGCAGCAGGGUCCAGCAGACAUUGCAGGAGAAGCAGCAGCAGAAGCUGCGGCGGAAGAUGCAGAAGAAAAUGCGGCGGCCGCAAAAGCCGGUUGCAGCCGAGUAG
Messenger RNA from Euleptes europaea (tarantolino), 1434 nucleotides. RefSeq names its product DEAD-box helicase 49 (gene DDX49). The coding region runs from base 1 to 1434 and encodes 477 amino acids. Gene Ontology annotation, molecular function: ATP binding; nucleic acid binding. Lineage: Eukaryota; Metazoa; Chordata; Lepidosauria; Squamata; Sphaerodactylidae. The record is from RefSeq and is a predicted model, not a curated record. The transcript has 13 exons.